GCGGAAGGGGCGUGGCUCCGAGAACGGAGAGGCCGGGACCCGGAAGUGCGGGCUCACGUGCUCCCGCCCUCUCGGAGGCCUCGUAUUAGAAUGGCCCUGGAAGAGAAGAACAAACGGAAGAAAAAGAGGAGUGCGCGGGAGGGAGAGAACCCGGAGGACGGCGCUUGUGGGAAUCUGGCAGGAGACUAUGAGGUUGGACAAGUCGCCAGUAGUUUAUUCAGCGGCAAGCGGCCCUCCAGAGGCAGCACGGGUCGGCUGGCUUCCCUCUUCGGCUCUUUGGAGCCUCAGCUUCAACCCGUGUAUGUGCCUGUUCCUGAAGAAACCACCAAAAAAAGGAAACGGGAUGAGGAGGAAGAAAGUUCAUCCCAAAUCCAAAGACCGCUUUUGCAAGAACCUGCCAAAAAAAUGAAACUGAAGAAGAAACUUUCUGAUGCAGACCGAAAGUUGGCAAACAGAGAAAAUGCUUUAGCAAGUGCUGAUUUAGAAGAAGAAAUUCACCAGAAACAAGGGAAGAAAAGGAAAAAUUCUCAAUCUGGUGUUAAAAUUGCCGAUAAAGAAGUACUUGAUGAUGUAGAUCACACAGCUGUAAAUCAAAGAAAGAAAAUUCAAACCAACCAAGAAGAGAGAUUAAAGAAUGAGAGAACUGUGUUUGUUGGGAAUUUGCCUGUCACCUGUAAUAAGAAGAAGCUGAAGUCAUUUUUUAAAGAGUACGGACAGAUAGAAUCUGUACGAUUUCGUUCUCUGAUUCCAGCAGAGGGAAUUUUGUCCAAAAAGUUGGCAGCAAUAAAACGUAAAAUUCAUCCUGAUCAGAAAAAUAUUAACGCUUAUGUUGUGUUUAAGGACGAGAGUGCUGCUACAAAAGCACUGGAAAGAAAUGGGGCCCAAAUUGCAGAUGGAUUUCGUGUUAGAGUGGAUCUUGCAUCUGAGACCUCAUCUAGGGACAAGAGAUCUGUAUUUGUGGGGAAUCUCCCAUACAAAGCUGAAGAAUCUGCGGUUGAGAAACACUUUCUGGACUGUGGGAACACUGUGGCUGUAAGGAUCGUGCGGGAUCAAGUUACAGGAGCCAGCAGAGGCUUUGGCUACGUGCUCUUUGAGAAUACAGAUGCUGUUCAUCUUGCUCUGAAAUUAAAUAACUCUGAACUGAUGGGAAGAAAACUCAGAGUCAUGCGUUCUGUCCAUAAAGAAAAAUUAAAACAAAAUUCAAAUCCUAGUUUGAAGAAUGUCAGUAAACCUAAGCAGGGACCUAAUUUUUCUUCAAAAAAUGCACAACAUUCUAAAACUUUGUUUAUCGGAGAAAAAGCUGUUCUCAUGAAGAAGAGAAAGAAAGGACAGAAGAAAAGUGGACGAACUAAGAAACAGAAAAAACAGAAGUAGCUAUCCGAAGCCUUCUUUGUUUUCCCCACUGACUUCUGGUAAUAAAAGUGUGGUAAAUCCA
Messenger RNA from Orcinus orca (killer whale), 1435 nucleotides. It is a transcript of the gene RBM34, whose product is annotated as RNA binding motif protein 34. The transcript has 11 exons. Bases 91 to 1374 code for a protein of 427 amino acids. NCBI's taxonomy places the organism in Eukaryota, Metazoa, Chordata, Mammalia, Artiodactyla, Delphinidae. The record is from RefSeq and is a predicted model, not a curated record. Gene Ontology annotation, molecular function: RNA binding.